AAAGGUGGACAGAGAUGUGUCUGAAUUUGCGUCGUACAGAAGAAUUAGUCACCAAAUUAAGCCAUCCGAUCCAAUCAUCCAGCGCUGAUCAAAACCAACACCGGUCCAAACCAAUAAUGGAAGCCAUCAUCCUUCCUUCCUCGUUCACCCUCCCCUACCGGCCUCCUUUAAAUACGUUGCCCCUCCCUCCUCCCCACAACGAAAACCAAAACACAAUCGCUCUCCUCUCCUCAGCUCAACUCCUCCUUGAUUUUCUGUUUCACUAAGACUGACAUAUAUACAUGGCCGGAAAGGACGUGGCCGCGUCGAAGCAGCAGGCUACCACCGCGGCCGCCAAGCCGAACAAGAGCGUGCCCCGGCGGCUGUGGCGCGUGGUGCGCGCCGUGCUCUACAUGCUCCGCCGCGGCGCGCUGCCCACGGGCCGCAACAAGCUGGCCGCCGACCUCAACCUCCUGCGCCGCCGCGCCGGCAGCGGCAACGGCAACGGCAAGCCGAGCGAGGUGGCCGAUUUCAGCUUCAGCUACGGCAGCGGCCACUACGACGCGGCCGACAUCGCCAAGGUGUUCGAGAUGCUCAACGACCACGACGGCGGCGGCCACGUCUUCGAUGACAACGACGCACUCGCGGUGGUUGAGACGCCGUCUCCUGUGAUGUCGGCGGCGUUCGGGCGGGCGAGGCGGCUGCGCGUCACCGACUCGCCGUUCGCGGCGGCGGGCGGGGAGCAGCAGCAGGUGGUGGACACUGACAGGAAGGCGGGCGAGUUCAUCAGGAGGUUCUACGAGCAGCUGCGCGCGCAGCAGAGCGUCGCCGCCACGCCGGAUCACAGCUACGGCUAUGCCGCCGCCGCCGCCGCCGCUGGGCACUCCCCACGGCCGGUCGCUGCCGGCACCGCUUGAUUUUGGAGGCUUGAUUCGUUAGUGCUCGUGGCGGCCACCUGUAUACGUCGUCGCCCAGCAGAGUCUAGUUGGUUACCCUGGGUGAAACCGUGAAAGUGUAGCUGCAUGCUGUCGCCUGUCAGUGUCUCUCUUCUGUCGAUGCUGGCCACAUCGUGGCAUACUGGCAUCUGUUGCGUAGACCACUCUGGUAGGCCCAUUUCGGGCCUCGUGUAAUCCUGUCGCCGGUAUCGCUUCAAUAAAAUUGAGUUGUGAUUUGUUUGUACAAAAAUAUAUAAUGUCAGAAAGCUUAAUAGACACAA
Messenger RNA from Brachypodium distachyon (stiff brome), 1195 nucleotides. RefSeq lists its product as uncharacterized. NCBI's taxonomy places the organism in Eukaryota, Viridiplantae, Streptophyta, Magnoliopsida, Poales, Poaceae. The record is from RefSeq and is a predicted model, not a curated record. Bases 282 to 896 code for a protein of 204 amino acids. The transcript has a single exon.